GUGUUGACUCCUGAGGUGUGGGUGGCUGGGUGGAAAGAGAACGUUCCCUUUAAAGGGAGAGCAAGGCAGCCCCCGGACCUUCACGGAGAGAGGAAUGCGGAGGGUGCAAGGAGUGUCCAGGUGGAGAGCUGCCCAAGCUGGUAUCCGCACCAUGACCUCAGGGUAUAGGCGGAGGAAAGCAGGGAUGAUGGGCCUCCCACCACAGUUGAAUGCUCUGGGCAAGGGAAGUGGGACUGUGCACCCACCAAGAGUUUCUGAGGCCAGGAAGGCCAGGCCUGAGCAUCUCCUGGAGCCUGCGUCCACAUGGCCCUCUGGACCCCCUGUGGUGGGCAACACGGCUGUGCUCCACCCAGACCCCUCCUCUGUAUGACACCCAGGUCCGGAUGCACCGGAGGCGCUUCUGGACCCUCCUCCUCCUGACCCUGCUCCUGCUCCUGUUGGUUGGCCUCCUGCAUGUGGAUGUGGAAAUGCUCACACCCCUACUCGGGGGCCAGACUGAGGGGCUGCCCGUCACCAAUAUCAUGUUUCUCAAGACGCACAAGACCGCCAGCAGCACGGUGCUCAACAUCCUCUUCCGUUUUGCUGAGAGGCACAACCUGUCGGUGGCGCUGCCAGCCGGCUCGCGCUUCCACCUGGGCUACCCCUGGCUCUUCCUGGCGCGCUACGUGGAGGGCGUGGAGCAGGAUGGCCCACAGCGGCACUUCAACAUCAUGUGCAACCACCUGAGGUUUAACCUGCCCGAGGUGCAGAAAGUGAUGCCCAACGACACUCUAUACUUUUCCAUCCUCAGAAACCCCAUCUUCCAGCUGGAGUCCUCCUUCACCUACUACAGACGCGCCGCGCCCGCCUUCAGGGCCGCCCCGAGCCUGGACGCCUUCCUGGCGGCCCCGCACACCUACUACAACCAGAGCCCGAGCCUGAACAACGCUUACGCCCGGAACCACAUGUGGUUCGACCUGGGCUUCGACCCCAACGCGCCGGUGGAGGAGAGCUACGUCCGCGCGCGCCUGGCCGAGGUGGAGCAGCGCUUCCAGCUGGUGCUCAUCGCCGAGCGGGCGCGGCGGCGUGAGCUGGAAGCCCUGUGCCUGCAGGACAGCGCGCCCAAGAACAAGACGCAGAUCACCGACCGCAGGCUGCAGCCGUUUCAGUCCGGGGAGGCCAGCAUCCUGGGCUACAACCUCAGGCAGGGCUUGGACAACGAGACGCUGCGCAUGUGUCAGCGGAUGGUCAUGCCCGAGCUCCAGUACAUGGCCCGCUUGUACACCCUGCAGUUCCCCGCAAAGCCCCCCAAGGACAUCCCCUUCCUGAAGGCAUAGCCCCUCCGUUUGAUGCCCGUCCCUCUGCUGCCACGUUGGGAGGCCCUGGGCUCGGCCUCAGGCUCGUAGCUGGGCUCCUGGGAUUACAGCUCCCCACGCCCAGUGUCCCCUGAGGAAAACGCCUGCAGGAGGAGCUCACGUUGGACGCAGUCCCGGAAGAGAGCCUGUUUGUUGUUCGUGGGGAGGGACUGAGGGCGCCCUGCCUGGCAGGCCAUGAUUCCUGGCUGCCCGGGGCCCAGCGGUGAGAGUGGGAUGCACACAGUCAGUGUCAUAUGCCCUUCAAAACACGUGGUGCCCGGAGCGCUGGAGGAGUAGCUGCUCUCAGCUCAGCCUGGAGGCCCAGCCUGGCCUGCCUGCCCGGUGCUGGGGCCUUCCUUUCCCCUCAGGGCCUCCAGCUCAGAGGGCCGGGCAGCUGGGCUGGGCACCUGCAGCGGGUACUCCUGUGUGUAGGUGUGUCCACACUUUUCAGGUGAAUCAGCAUUUCAAAGAAGGGGAGCCCCCGAAACGAUCAGAACAGGAGGCAGCCGCUCCCUGGAACACUGGGAACUGAAGACGUGGCCAUUGCCUUCUCCCAGGAGGGGCAAACUUUUUCAAAGUGAUUUUUCACCCACAGAGCAGGGUACACAACAAGCUUUCUGAGCACCAUGGCUUCUGUUAGGAGGACACUCCACACGGCGCUACCACCAGGUGACUUCAGCUCUUUAGGAAAACCUGGUCCAGUUAAGACAGGUCAGUAAGCCAGGGAAAGUAGAAGAGGAAAAUUGAGACAAAUAUUUAAAUGACCUAGCAGUUUACAGCCAGCUAGUAAAUCGCAAAAUCCUAUAGUCC
Molecule: messenger RNA, 2144 nt
Organism: Myotis brandtii (Brandt's bat)
Lineage: Eukaryota; Metazoa; Chordata; Mammalia; Chiroptera; Vespertilionidae
Gene: GAL3ST2
Product: galactose-3-O-sulfotransferase 2
Exons: 5
Coding region: 210-1316 (368 amino acids)
Biological process (GO): glycolipid biosynthetic process; glycoprotein biosynthetic process
Cellular component (GO): membrane
Molecular function (GO): galactosylceramide sulfotransferase activity
Source: RefSeq, a predicted model, not a curated record